Messenger RNA from Diorhabda carinulata, 5063 nucleotides. RefSeq lists its product as uncharacterized. Bases 219 to 2285 code for a protein of 688 amino acids. The record is from RefSeq and is a predicted model, not a curated record. Lineage: Eukaryota; Metazoa; Arthropoda; Insecta; Coleoptera; Chrysomelidae. The transcript has 9 exons.
UUUCUGUUGUGGUCGUGACCGUGAAAGGAAGGCCAAGGACAUUCGGGCCCAGUGUCAGUGUCAUCAUCUUCACAAACUACUUCUCGUAGGUUGUAUUAUCGCGGAAAAGGUAGUUGCCGAUAUUGAGCAGCUCUUUCCUGAAGGAAAAGGUACUACUACAUUUUAUCCAAAUAACGAAUCAUCUCCCCGUACAGACCUAUCGAAUAUUCUAGUCUAAAAUGUGGUGGAUCCUUCAGGCGUGUCUAUUUCUCUCGCUCUACGGCUGUUUGAGUCAAACCGUCGACUCCGAAACCGAUAUCGUUAAUUCACCGGAAAAUGCGGCGCCGCCUCCACCGUCUCCGCUCGACGAUUGUGAUCCGGAAAUGAUCGGAUUCGAAUUAAUAACCGGUAACGUGUUUUCGGCACCCGGAUACGUUUUGGAUUCCAUACCGGGAACGUUAAUGUUGACCGAUUGUUUAGAAACCUGUCAAGGAAACGAAAGCUGUCAAAGCAUCAAUUACGAAACGGGAUUAUGCGUGUUAUUCAGUUCGACAGCUGACGCCUUACCCGGUGCCUUGACUCGUUCCCAAUUUCCGGUAUUUACCAUUUACGCCCAAAAAAGUUGUCUUGGAGUGAAGCCUUGCGAAAGAGCUUGGUGCAUAGAUCGCGUCCAAAACCAUCGAUUAAUCGGUUAUGUUAAUAGUCAGCACGCCGUUGGAUCCCGCCAAGAAUGUCUCGAAUUGUGUUUAGGAGAAAACGAAUUUUCUUGCAGAUCGGCCAAUUACAACAACGUUUCCGGAAUAUGCGAACUAUCGAAAAUGGACCGUAUGACGGUAGCUGGUAGUACUGCGUUCCAACCAUCGGACGAUUACGAAUACAUGGAGAACAAUUGCAUAGACGAACCCACCAAAUUAUGCGAAUUCAAAAAAUUAUCCGGUCGUAUUUUGAAAACCGUUGAUUCCGUUUACCAAGACGUCGGAUCGGCGGACGAAUGCAGGGAAUUGUGUUUGAACAGUCCUUACAGAUGUCAUUCGUACGAUUACGGCGAUACCGGCGAAAUGGUAUGCAGAUUGAGCCAUCAUUCCAGAGCAACUCUAUCCGAUAUCCAGGAACCUUACUUAGAAGUACCGGAAGCAGCUACAUACGAAUUAAGUUCCUGCUACAACGUCAGCAUCGAUUGCAGAUCCGGAGACAUGAUAGCGCGUAUCCAAACCAGUAAACUCUUCGACGGUAAAAUCUACGCUAAGGGCAGCCCGAAUUCGUGCGUCAGAGACGUUAACAACAGUCUGGAAUUCGAACUCAACAUGCCCUACGACAAUUUAGAAUGUAACGUUAGGAAAAACGGUUUGGGAAGAUACAUCAACGACGUCGUCAUUCAACAUCACGAUAAAAUCGUAACCAGUAGCGAUUUGGGAUUGGCAGUUACCUGCCAAUAUGAUUUGACCAAUAAAAGCGUUACCAACGAAGUGGAUUUGGGAGUCGUCGGUGAUAUUACUCCGGCGCUUUCCGAAGAGGUAACCGUCGAUUCCCCGAACGUGGCGAUGAAAAUAACCAACCGAAACGGAGAAGAUAUCAUGCAAUCGGCCGAAGUGGGAGAUCCUUUGGCGCUAAAAUUCGAAAUCAUGGACAAAAACAGUCCGUACGAAAUUUUCGUUAGAGAAUUAGUUGCCAUGGACGGCGUAGAUUCGAGCGAAAUUAUUUUAAUCGACGCCGACGGUUGCCCCACCGAUCAUUUCAUCAUGGGACCCAUCUACAAAUCCGCAUCUACGGGAAAAAUUUUGCUUUCUCAUUUCGACGCAUUCAAAUUCCCUUCGUCGGAAGUGGUACAAUUCAGAGCUUUAGUGACUCCUUGCAUGCCGACCUGCGAGCCCGUUCAAUGCGACGAAGAAGAACCGAACGGCGAACUACGUUCCGUCAUUUCGUACGGUAAACGCCGGAGACGUCGUUCGACAACUUCGGCCCAAGAAGAUUUAUUAUUGGUGCAAUCCAUACAGAUCACGGAUAAAUUCGGUUUCGAUAAAAACGCCAACAAAACGUCCGACAGCGAAGCCGUUUAUAUUCAAAACGAAGGAGGUUUCUGUAUAAACUUGGCUGGACUUAUCGUGGCGGCGACCGUUUUCUUAUCGACGCAAUUAGCCGUCAUCGCCGCUUGGACCUUCAUCUGGCAACGUAGGAAGCUGGUUAACAAAUUAGACGACAAUUUAUCGGUUAGUGUCAGUUUACCGUCUCAAUUUGGUAGUAACCGCGCCGAUAGUCUUUGCAAGUUGUAUGAUACCAACGCUUAUAAUCAUUCUCGCAGAUUCUAGACCAUCGAAAUUUGAAUAUGUCGUUAGAUCGAUUCCUUUAUUACGAUUUUUACAAAUUCUAGCCUAAGAUCUCGCGCCUUUUUCCUGGCCUAUGGAAUUCGCAGUGAGACCUCUUCAGAAAUCUCAGAAAACCCCAAUUCUGCUACUCAUAUUCAGCGCCUUGAGCUAGCACUUCUCCAAGCUGAUGGUACGGCCGUACUUCAGUACCAGGAUAUCCCGAAAUUGGCCUGCAGAUAGUCUUGGGAUUAUAGUCAACAGCUGCAAAGCUAAAGACUUUUCCCCUUUCUCUAGUCGCCGUCUUCUUCAUUUAGCUUCCUGACCUCUUCCUCUACAUCGUGGUUAACAGUGUACCUUCAGGAUUAUCACUUUAUUCCUCUUACGGUGCCUGAUUCUUAACGAAUAUUGCCAUCAAGGUCAAGUAUUAGGUCUUUUUCCAAAUAUUUUGGCUGAUCUUGAGUAUUCGUCUAUAAAACCACUCAGAUCUUUGUCUGGACUGAAUUCCUUGAAACUGGACAGAGAAAACGUACGAUCUCAUUGAAUUUCCAAGAGAGUUUUGCCUUUUUGACGUUGAUAUUCGGUGUGUAUUGUCGUACAGCGACGAGGUUUUGUAAACAGCAAAUACAAAGGUGUCAUCCGCAUAUUUGGUGUUCUUUAAUCUGUUUCAUAUAGCACAAGAUGAGUCAAGACAAAUAUGCAGCUUUGAAGGAUUCCUCUGUGUAUUCUCCUGCGAUUCUAAAGCUUGCGAAUUGGUUCCAGUAGAGGUUUCCAAUUAUUUCUUGGGUCCUUUAGUUUUAAUUCAGGUAUAACCAUCAUUUUUCCAUGUUUUAUUACAUUUGGUGCUUUUUCGUAGUAGGAUUACUGCUAAUAAACCUAAUUGCUUGCAUCCACACUCUCUUUGUCGUCCAUUUUUGACUUUGUCGCGUAUUAGUCCUAGUUUCUUAACGAUUUAGUUUAACUUUUCUUUAGGAACACUUUUUAACUGAAGAAUUAACUAUUUUCAAUAACGUAUCUCAGUUUAAAUCCCACAUGGCGCCUUUCAAAAACAAGUUGAAUAAUUAUGGAUUAGUCUGGGGAGAAAAUGAUACACAAGCGCCUUCACUAUAUCGUUAUAACAUUUUUUAUUCGAAUUUUCAAUGUCUAUUGUAAUAUUUUUUGGCGCGAAAAAAUCUGUAGCCGUUUUAUAUUGAAAAUAAUUCACCGCGCAUUGUUUUUACCGCGAAAUCAACUACACUAAUGACAUAUUCAAAAAUACGAUAAUAAAGUUCCAUUAAUGAUAAUAAUAAAAGGAUCAAAUUCUUUUACCUGUACUUAUACUUACAAGACGAAACUAUUUUAGUUUUUCAAAAAGGUCGUCACGUGCAAUAAUAAAUCAAUAAUUUUUCGUUAUAUUUUUUUUUAAGUGACGGAUCUCUUUGAUUAACUUUUUUUCUCAAAUUUUAUGCAUCAACUAUUUUAUGCUAUAUUUUAAGCUCAAACAAUUUUAUAAACGAUUAAAUUAAGCUAUGUUUUAAUAUAUAUAGUGACGUUAUCUUUCUUGAUCUCUUUGGUAUAUUGCAAAAAUUCGCUUUUUAUGGAUAAUUUGGUUCGGGUAUUCUAUUUAUGUCAGAUAACGUUACUAAAUUUUCUUUGACUUGUCUAAAAUUAUAAAUUCCUCAUUAAAAGGAAGUUAUUUCGUUCGGAAUAGUAAUUUUAGUCAAAUCUUAUAAUAUCUUUUGCCCGUAUUUUACAAAAUAAUCAUAGGAUGUACUCAUAUUUGAUAUUUAAAUCAUCGAUAACCCAAUUGCCCUCAUUUCCCCUAAUUUGUCUAAUGAAUAUUGGUUUCAAUGAAAAUUUACUCCUAUUACCCCCAAAUAUUAUUUUCAAAUAUCAUAUUUUCCGCUCAAUUCUAUAAAAUAUUCUAAAAUGAUAUUCAAAUUAAUUCUGAUUGUCUUGAUCACUUCAAUUUAUGCAAGUUAACCAAAAAAUACGUUUUUACAUUUCGACAAUAAAUGAAAUUUCUAAAUAUAAAAUGAACUUUAAUUUUCAUUGAAAGUUAAGUUUCGAAAUUUGCCCCUAUUUCCCCUAAACAUCUUCAAUUGAAUGGUUAACUAGUUCAUUUAACUUACACUUUAUAUUCUACCUUCUAUUCUCUAAAGAAUUAUAAAGUUGACAGCCGCCAUAGAUAAACGUUUAUAUAUACGAGACAUAUCAUCAACGUAUAACAAAAUUAUGUUAACUGAAAACAAUGCUAAAAAAUGCCUAAUGACAAGUGACGUUUCCAAUAAGUAUAUAUAAACAAACUUUCAAAUGUUUCGUUAAUUAUUGAAAUUUUUGUUUAAUAACAAGACGAGUUCAUUUAGAAACGCGAAAUUUAUUGUUUCGUAGCUUCGUAGAAAAUAAUUUAUAACGUUGGGAAAACGAGGGCAAUAAUUUUAUAAAAUACGGGCAACAAAAAGUUUUAUAUAAUGGUGCUAGACAUUGUUAAGGAUUUAAGGACGAUCCAGCGCAUAUGUGACAAUUAUAUUAAUAAAUAUGUGAGAAAAUGUUGGUUGAGUGUGUAUUUAAAUGCUUGUCCUGGAAUCCUAGUGUCAGUUGGUAAUUUUGCUUUCAAAUAAUUAUAUUCAGGUUAUUUUAAUAUAUAAUAAAUAUCCUGAACUUUUGCGUGAUUGCCAACACUGAAGCAUCUACGCUUGUCUCUAAAAUACCAUUUUAUUAGACAAUCUAGUAUGAUAUUGCAAUAUUUUUGUAAGUUAUUUAACGCUAAACGCUAUUAAAAAUAUAAGUUCAAGUGGCCAGAAA